This is a messenger RNA of Trichosurus vulpecula (common brushtail), 3512 nucleotides long. It is a transcript of the gene LAS1L, whose product is annotated as LAS1 like ribosome biogenesis factor. The record is from RefSeq and is a predicted model, not a curated record. Gene Ontology annotation, biological process: maturation of LSU-rRNA; maturation of 5.8S rRNA. Gene Ontology annotation, molecular function: endonuclease activity. The transcript has a single exon. NCBI's taxonomy places the organism in Eukaryota, Metazoa, Chordata, Mammalia, Diprotodontia, Phalangeridae. Gene Ontology annotation, cellular component: preribosome, large subunit precursor; Las1 complex. The coding region runs from base 282 to 2687 and encodes 801 amino acids.
CUCGGGCGUCAGCCAGUCCUCAGGAAUCGGCCAGUCCUCACGCUGCGGGAAGUCCUCGGGCAUCGGCUAGCCCUCGGACGGCAGCGAGUCCUCGAGGGGCGGCCAGUCCACGGGCUGUAGCUAGUCCGCGGGCAGGGGCAGUUCCUCGGGCGGCUCCUCGAGCAGCAGCAGUUCCUCGGCCGGUUCUUCGGCCAAGUCGGGUGGUUCCUCGGGCAGCUGAGAUUCCACUCCCAGUUCCUUCGCAGGUGGCCAGUUUGCCGGUGGUGAGCUCGAGAACCAGCAUGGAUAAGAAGGACGAUCUUUUCUGGGCCCAGGCACGCCGGCGCAGGAAGAAGAUGCGUGUCCAGGCACCAGCAGCGCAGACACCUGCGGGGCAGACACCCCCGGUGCACACCACCUCGCGGCACACGCCCCCGGUGCAGACCACCUCGCGGCACACGCCGUCGGUGCAGACCACCUCGCGGCACACGCCCUCGGUGCAGACACCCCCGCUGCACACACCCCUGGCGCAGACACCCCCAGGGCAGUCGGUGCAGCCUCUGGCGCUACCAGGAACUGAAAGUUCAGCCACAAGGUCAAUUAAACGGUCCCCUGCACGGGUCCAGCCAGCGUCGCGGGCCCAGUCAGCACCACGGCUCCAGCCAGCCUCCCGGCCCCAGCCGGCGUCCAGGCCCCUUUUAGCGUCCCGGUCCCAGACAGCCUCCGGGACCCAGACAGGGACCCAGGCAGCCUCCCGGGCCCUGGUGGUGGUAUCCCGGCCUCAGACAGUCUCCCGGGCCCAGCCAGUAUCCAGGCCACAGUCAGCCUCCGGAUCCCAGACAGCGUCCCGGGCCCAAUCAGCCUCCCGGGCUCAGUCCAGGGAUCCCCUGCUAGAAGAGACUAGGGGCGGCAGUGUGGUGCCCUGGCGCAGCAAGGCGGAGUGGGACCAGGUGAUGGUCUACCUCUUCUGCUCUGACACCAAGCUGCAGAAGUACGCACUAGACCGAGUGACCGCCUGGAAGAGCCGCUGUGGCAAUAACCUCCCGCUUGCUGUGGCCUGCACAGCUGACCUGGUGAGAUGCAAAGUUAUGGAUGAGAACAACACUGUGGGCUCCCAAGAACUUGUCUUUCUUUAUGGCAUGGCAUUGGUCAGGUUUGUGAAUCUUAUAACCGAGCCAAAGCAAAAACUGAUCAAUAUUCCUCUGAGACGCCUGGCACAUGAGAUGCACAUCCCAGAGUGGAUCGUGAACCUUCGUCAUGAUUUCACACACAGGAAACUUCCCAGGUUGAAUACUUGUCGAAGAGGUUGUGACUUUGUCUUAGACUGGCUUCGCCGUACCUAUUGGUGCCGCCAAUUAGGGAGUGACCUGGUUGAGCCCUGGGGUUCAGAGAUGGAUUUCCAGGAGGCAGAAAUGGAGGGGGAAGAGCCUGCGGUGGUGCAGCCUGAAGUGGAGGAUCUACUUUCUAAAGAGGCCAGGAAAGAAAGAGAACUAUAUGAGAAAAUCCGGAGAGUGCUAGUCUCCUACGAAGAAGAGCAAUUUAAGGUGCUCAGAGAGCUAAGGCAGCUGCCUAAGGCCAUCAAGGCUUGGGCAAACUCAUCCACAGAGGUGGAAUGGAUGGUGUCAAAAAUGAAGAAGUUGACACAGGACAAUGGGCCACUUGUGGUGAACAUCUUGCUAAGUGAUGGUUUCCUCAUUCCUACUGCAGAGCAGCUGGAAGCUUUGCAGAUUCAAGCAGCAAGAUCCAUGAAUCUAAGCAACCUUGUGUUGCCCCGGUGCUUUUCCCACUUCUGGCAGCCCCUUUUGAAGGGCUUAGAAUCCCAGCCAUUCACCCAGGCUCUCCUGGAAAAGAUGUUCACGGUGCUUCCAGAAAUUGGAGACACAGGCAUCCGGCCAGCCUACCUCAUCAGUUGGAUCAGCGAACUGCUAGUGGUCUACGGCCCCCGUGGGGAACACUUCACUUCUGGCCAGCGUGCCAUCCGGAAAACAUGGAAGAUUGUGUGCCACAACUUCUCCUUGAAUUGGUCUCAGCUGCUUGACGUCUGUCUGGAUUGUGCCUGCUGGGCCACUCCCCCCAUCCUCCAGCUCGUCCUCAAGACCAUGGAACCAGCCUUUCCUCUAGACACCCAAGAGAAGCUUAUGUGUCUCUGUACCAUCUACACCCAGGGUGGGAACCCUAACUCCAGACCUAGGUCCAGGGAAGAGUCUGUGCCUUUGAGGAGGCCGGUUUACACUCUGGAAGAUCUGCAGUGGCAGGUGAAGCAGUCCAUGAUGAUUGAUCGGCAGAGGGGUUACAAAGCAGCAGAGGAGGAGGAGGCAGAGACUGAGAUGGCAGAUCUUUCUUCCAAGACAGAGGAAGAGUUGAAGGUUAAGCGGGAGCCGGUGCGGAAAGCCCUUAUGAGGGAGAGACCUGAGGUUCUAGCCGAAAAGCAGGCUGCGUUGAAGGGCUCUGCAUGGCAGCUUUGCACGGACGAUAUAGACUGGAGUAAAUAUCCCUUGGGCAGCGUUCCGGGCCAGACAGAUGACCCCAAUGAGCUCAUGCUGGACAAUUACACAAUGAUGCCUGUUGUGGACCAACCUGCAAUCCAGGAAAAUGAUGAUUUUCCCCCUGCAGCAACAUAUGAUUCCACAGGAACCCCCAACAGGGAAGGCUUACUGUGGACCCAGAGUGAACUACACCGCAUUAAAAGCAACCUUAAGUUCUUCUAACUUUAGGUUGGGAUGGGUGGUCCCUUCUCCCUUGUGCAGAUACUACCCCUUUUUCCUCCACAAGUACUGGAAACCAAGGUCUUUUACCCCCUUCCCCCCUCCUCCAGUGGAUUUUGGUGUAGCAUCACAGAUGCCAUCUAGUAUUCCUGAGCCUUUCCUACAUGGUACCUAGCCUGAGGUCUCCCUUUAGACCUCAGGCAACAGCCAAACCCCAACUGGUUAAUCCUGGUGACCCCUCACCACCCCAGAGCAAAUAUCAUCCUGGCUCUGGUUGCUGGCACUGAACUAUGACUAGUGCCAACCACUUAGAUAAAAAAUUAAACUUCUGAUCCAGAGGAAAAACAAAGGAAGCUCAAAGUCAUACAAAUAUUUUAACUCAUUUAAAACAAAUUUGUCACUCAAAAAAGAGUUUUCCAGCCCUCUGGAGCCACCACUCUAUUAUUGACAAGCCCCCGCCCCCAGCUCCCUUCUUUUUUCUCUCUUUUGCUUUUUAGUAAUCCUGGCUUCCUCCUAAAGGCACCUCUACUGAUGGUAGCUCCUUUCCUAAUAUCAUCUCCACCCACCCACCCACUCCCACCCCCCUAAUCAGCAUAGCCUUACUCUCUAAUGCCACUUUGAUAAUUUCCAUAUUUUAUCACUAAGAAUCUUUUCUUUAAAAUUCAAUCCAUUUUUUCUUAUCAUUUCUUAUCAUAUUUACCCAAAUUCUCAUUGCUGUAAUCUGCUGAUCUCCCAGCGUUUGGGGAGGAACUUUACAACUUUCUCCAUUUCCUAUUUUUUUUAAUUGAUUUUUAUUUUCAAUUCUGAAUUCUCUACCUCCUCCAUUAC